UUACUAAAUUCUCCAUUGACCUCGCUGACCUAUGUAAUAUCAAGACAGUAAUAUAUGUGCAAAAUCAUUUAUAAUACACGUUACCACGUUACAUUGCAGUGCCUCUGCUGUUUUACAUGUUAUUAAAUCAGUGAAAUCUAAGUACUGUGUGUUUAGAGUUUUAAAUGAUUGCAUAGAGAAAUUAUGAGGCUUUUACAAUUAUCCAAGUGCGAAUUCAGCGUGAAUUUGUUAAUGAUUCGUAUCCAUAAGCCUUCAACACGUUAUAUGAAUACCUUAAAAGGUAAAAUAAUAGCGAUUAGAAGAGAGGAUCAGUCAGUAUGGGAAAGAAGAGCUCCCUUGGCACCUGCGAAUGUUCGACAAUUAAUUAGAGCAGGGGUAAAAGUAAUUGUGCAACCCAGUAAUAGAAGAGCUUAUCCUGCACAAUCCUAUCAAGCUGCUGGUGCUGUAUUACAAGAGGACAUUAGUUCUGCCUCUGUUAUUUUCGGAGUGAAGCAAGUUCCUGUGGAUCAACUUAUAUCCAAUAAAACUUAUUGUUUCUUCUCUCAUACUAUCAAGGCGCAAGAAACCAACAUGCCUCUAUUAGAUGCUCUUCUUGAAAAGAAUAUACGUUUGUUAGAUUAUGAAAAAUUAACGGACAAUAAUGGACAAAGAGUAGUCGCUUUUGGUAAAUAUGCUGGUGUAGCUGGCAUGGUAAACAUAUUACAUGGACUCGGACUGAGAUUGCUUGCAUUAGGACACCAUACGCCGUUCAUGCACAUUGGACCAGCGCACAAUUAUAGAGACUCCGCUAUGGCACGGCAAGCUAUACGUGAUGUAGGAUAUGAAAUAGCGUUAGGUGCCAUGCCAAAAUCAAUCGGACCCUUGACAUUCAUUUUCACUGGUAGCGGAAAUGUUAGUCAAGGCGGUCAAGAAGUUUUUCAAGAGCUUCCGCAUGAAUACGUACCACCUGAAAUGCUAAAGAAAGUUGCCGAACACGGCGAUAUAACAAAAAUAUACGGAUGCGAGGUAAGACGAAGGCAUCAUCUAGAAAGAAAAGAAGGAGGUGGUUUUGAUUCUGACGAGUGUGACAAGCAUCCUGAGAGAUACCUUUCCACUUUCAGCAAAAAAAUUGCACCGUAUGCAUCAGUGAUAAUUAAUGGAAUAUAUUGGGCUGUUGAUUCGCCUAAAUUAUUAACAAUACCAGACGCAAAAUAUUUAUUAAGGCCAGCUUACACUCCUUGGCUAUCAGUAAGCGUCGGUGCUCCUGCUCUACCUCACAGGAUGUUAGCGAUUUGUGACAUAUCAGCAGAUCCUGGAGGUAGCAUCGAGUUCAUGAAUGAAUGCACAACAAUUGACACACCAUUCUGUUUAUAUGAUGCCGACCGUAACAAGGAUACUAAGUCUUUUAAAGGCCCCGGAGUGUUAGUUUGUUCAAUUGACAAUAUGCCAACUCAAUUACCGAAAGAAUCCACUGAUUUCUUUGGCAAUCUUUUAUAUCCUUAUGCGUUGGAUAUUAUUCGCUCGGAUGCAAAACUGUCACUGGAAGAACAUAAUUUUAGUCCAGCAGUACACGGUGCAAUAAUAGUAUCGAACGGUCGGUUAACUCCUAAUUUCGAAUAUAUUCAAGAGUUGAGACUACUAAAUCAGCGCUGUAAACACAAAGCAGAUAAUCGAGAACCACAAAGUAAAACGGUCGUCGUCUUAGGUGCAGGACAUGUCUCCGCUCCUUUGGUUGAAUAUUUACACAGAGACACUAAUAUACAUUUAAUUGUUGCAUCCCAAUUUAAAGAAGAGGCAGACGUGUUAGCCAAUAAAUUUCCUGGUGUAGAGCCAGUUUUACUAGAUGUAAUCGAACGACCUGAUACGUUACAUGACAUUGUAGAAUCUGCCGAUGUGGUAGUUUCGCUGUUACCUUACUCUCUACAUCACGUAAUUGCAAAUGUAUGCAUAAAUGCUAAAACACACUUAGUAACUGCAAGUUAUACGAAUGAAGACGUUAAAGCUUUGCACGAAGAAGCAAAAGCAGCAGAAGUGACUAUACUUAAUGAGGUAGGAUUAGAUCCCGGCAUAGACCACUUAUUGGCUUUAGAAUGUUUCGAUAAUGUUAAGCAAGCUGGUGGGAAAAUUGAGUCUUUCAUAUCUUGGUGCGGCGGUUUACCUGCGCCAGAAUGUUCUUCUAAUCCUUUACGAUACAAGUUUAGCUGGUCACCACGCGGUGUGCUAUUAAAUACUUUGGCAUCAGCGAAAUACUAUCACGACCAACAAGUUGUAGAAAUUGAAUCCGGAGGAAACCUUAUGUCUGCCGUUAAGGAUCUAGACUUUUUACCUGGCUUUGCACUGGAAGGCUUUCCAAACCGUGACAGUAUAGUAUAUAGAGACCUAUAUGGACUACAUAACGCUAAUACAGUUUUGCGGGGCACAUUAAGGUUCAAAGGUUUUUGUAAGACCAUACAGGCUUUACAACGUGUUGGGCUAACGAACCCUCAUCCGCAUCCGAGCUUACAUCCAAAUGGGCCAGAUAUCACGUGGAGAGCAUUAAUUUGCAAUUUAGUUAAUUUGACAAAUGACAUGUUUUACGAAAAUUUGAAAAGAAAACUAGCCGAAAUGCUAAAUUCAGAAGACGAUGUGCAGUCAAUCGAGGAUUUAGGACUUCUUCAAGAAGAUUUGGUGUUGAAAUUAAAUACUCCUAUUGAUACUCUGACGCAUUACUUAUCGAAGAAACUAUGUUUUGAUCAAAAUGAACGAGAUCUUGUAAUUCUAAGACACGAAGUUGGAAUAUUAUGGCCUGACAACAGAAGGGAAGAGAGAGGGAUUAAUCUAGUGUUGUAUGGAGAUAAGCGCUAUUCUGCUAUGGCACGGACUGUUGGAUAUCCGACAGCCAUCACAGUUAAAAUGAUUCUCGAUGGUGAAAUACAAAAACGUGGUGUGAUUCUCCCAUUUACUCCAGAUAUUUAUCGGCCCAUACUAAACCGAUUAAAAGCUGAAGGAAUAGAAUUUUUUGAAACAUCGAAAUGGAUAACAUGAUGGCUAGUAUAGCUUUUAAUAUAAAUAAUGUUAAGUAUAAUAUAUA
This is a messenger RNA of Ceratina calcarata, 3049 nucleotides long. RefSeq names its product lysine ketoglutarate reductase/saccharopine dehydrogenase (gene LKRSDH). Gene Ontology annotation, molecular function: saccharopine dehydrogenase activity. Lineage: Eukaryota; Metazoa; Arthropoda; Insecta; Hymenoptera; Apidae. The record is from RefSeq and is a predicted model, not a curated record. Gene Ontology annotation, cellular component: cytoplasm. The transcript has 10 exons. The coding region runs from base 184 to 3003 and encodes 939 amino acids.